AUGUCAGGGUUCCCAUCAGAAUUAAAUUUACACAGGAUACAGAUGAAAAAUGUGACCGAAGUCACAAUGUUCAUAUUGACGGGCUUCACAGAUGAUUUUGAAGUGCAAAUCGUUCUCUUCUUACUAUUUCUAGCAAUCUACCUUUUUACUCUGGUAGGAAAUUUGGGACUGGUUAUACUGGUCAUUGGGGAUGCUCGGCUCCACAACCCCAUGUACUACUUCCUGAGUGUAUUGUCUUUCUUGGAUGCCUGCUAUUCUUCAGUUGUCACCCCAAAAAUGUUGGUCAAUUUCCUCGCAGAGAAUAAAGCCAUUUCCUAUGUUGGGUGUGCAGCCCAGAUGCUUCUCUUUGUUACCUUUGGGACCACAGAAUGCUUUCUCUUGGCCGCAAUGGCCUAUGACCGCUAUGUAGCAAUCUACAACCCGCUCCUGUACUCCGUGAUCAUGUCACCCAGAGUCUAUGUGCCACUCAUCAUUGGUUCCUAUGUGGGUGGCAUUUUGAAUGCUUCUGUCCACACAUUGGCCACCUUUAGCCUGUCC
Molecule: messenger RNA, 537 nt
Organism: Suricata suricatta (meerkat)
Lineage: Eukaryota; Metazoa; Chordata; Mammalia; Carnivora; Herpestidae
Product: olfactory receptor 5T3-like
Exons: 1
Biological process (GO): G protein-coupled receptor signaling pathway; sensory perception of smell
Cellular component (GO): membrane
Molecular function (GO): G protein-coupled receptor activity; olfactory receptor activity; odorant binding
Source: RefSeq, a predicted model, not a curated record